This is a messenger RNA of Diorhabda sublineata, 2961 nucleotides long. RefSeq lists its product as uncharacterized. NCBI's taxonomy places the organism in Eukaryota, Metazoa, Arthropoda, Insecta, Coleoptera, Chrysomelidae. Gene Ontology annotation, molecular function: guanyl-nucleotide exchange factor activity. Gene Ontology annotation, cellular component: cytoplasm. The record is from RefSeq and is a predicted model, not a curated record. Bases 102 to 2570 code for a protein of 822 amino acids. Gene Ontology annotation, biological process: axon guidance. The transcript has 9 exons.
AUAGAGGAAUGCAAAUAUUAGAGAGUAAAGCAGAUAAGUUGAACAAACUAAAAAUUAGUGAGAUCAAUACUAUAAAAUACAAAUGAUGUUAUUUAAAUAUUAUGGAAUCUAGUAGUGAUCGAAAAAUACAUAAAGACAGUGCAAGUUUUCUGAAAAACUUCUUAGAAAUAAAGAGGCCUGUGAAACAAAAAAAUACUACUUUACCAAAAUUGAUCAGCAAUAUGGAGAAAGAUAAUGACAAAACCAACAAGGAUAGAUUAUUUGUAAGACACCAAAGUUAUAGAAGAACUACAAGAAAAAAUAAAUAUAAAAAAGAUACAGCUAAAACAUUCACACAGAAACAUUCAGAUGAAGCAGAAUAUUCUGUUAAAUCUUUGUGUCAACAGUUUGAAGACUCACAUGUCGCAAUACAGAAUAGCAGCUUAUCAUCCUGUGCAACUAGAAGGGAAGUUAGCUCUAGUGAUAAAAUAAUAAUCAACACAGAAAUGCUUCUAAGCUCUCCUAGAGAUGCUAAUAAAAAUGUUGAAGUCAUAAAGAGAACUCGUGAUAACAAUAAAAACCAAAAAAUUCACACGAAAACGAAGAGCUUUGUCGAAGCCGAAAAUGAAGAAGAAACAGAAAAAUUGAGGCAAAGUUUCAUACUCGAAAUGGAUUUGGAAAUGGCUAAGAUGAAAGAAGAUGGAUUUAUAGAUUAUACUGGAACAAUAGAUAUUUCCACUUCAUCAGAAAAUAGUAUUAAUAACGAUGGAAUUGACGCCUAUUUAGUACACAGAGUUUUAGAUUGUAAUGAUGAACAAAGAAAUAUAGUUCAAAGGCACGGCCAUACCAAUGAUUGUGAUACAAUUAUUUAUGAAAAUAAAAUCAAAUCAGAUUGUCAAAUCGAUUUUGAGUGUGAAGAAGCAAUAAAUAAAGAGGCAAGAGAAUUCGAGAAAUUCAUCAGUAAAACAGAAGAAUUCAAUGAAAGUUUCAGUGAUGAGAUAGAAAACGACAUGGUUAUUGUUGAAGCGUACAAUGACGAUGGCAAAGAAUUGAUAGAAGUGCAGGUAACGAUAGAGAGAAAAGUAGUGACCAUUGGAAAACAAAGCUUACAAGAUGUUCUUAAACAUUCGAAAAAUUCUGAUAUGAUAUUUUUUAAAGAAGAUGGCCAUACGUUCAACUUGAUGAAGAAUAAUAUAGAACCGAAUGUAGACGAUAACAUAAUACAUAAAAAUGAAGAUUUAUGCAUAUUGCCAUCGACUAGCACAAAAAAUGGUGUAUAUGAGUACAUUGAAAUUCCUAAUAAAGAUAACCAUGAGCUACCGUUUUUAAUGUUUGCUCCAUUAUCAAAUAGAUCAACAAUAUACUCGACUACAUCUCAAGAAAGCUCAGUUUUUGAUGAAGAUGAUGAAGGAAUUUCUUUGGGAAGAAACAAAGAUAAUCAAGAGGAGCUUUAUAGUAAUGUGAGAAGGGAAACCUUUUGUGACAAUAAGGGAAUUGUGAGGAUUGAAAGAGUUGGAGUACCUGAUAAUUCACUAUUUCUGAAAGGAAAUAAUUCUGCACCUGUCAGCAGAAGUAAUUCAACAACUUCCUGUAAAAAGUUAGAAUGUAUAGUUGAAGAAAUUCUAUCAACGGAGAAAAAAUAUGUUGAGGAUCUGGCCAAAGUAGUGAAGUUAUAUAAACCAUUUAUUGAACGACAUGUACCUCCACACUUGGAACAUUAUCAAGGCUAUCUUUUUGGAAAUCUUGAAAAAAUAUAUAGAAGGCAACGGAAAUUCUUGCAAGCAAUGGAAAAGAGUGAUUCAAAUGUAGAUCAAAUUAUUCAUUGUUUCUUAGAUCAUGAAUUUCUCUUCGAAAUGUAUCCUCAUUAUUUCAGAAAUAAACCACGAGCAGACAAUUUACUGAAAGAGUUUAAUCCAAUUAUAAAGGAAAUGCAAGAAACCUUUGAGGAACGAUUGGAUUUCUCAGCUUAUUUAUUGACCCCAGUUCAAAGACUAGGAAGAUAUAUUUUAUUUUUGGAGAAUAUAGAAAAGCAAUUGAAAAAAUUGAAUUUACCUGUAGAAGGUGCUCAGAGUGCCAUAGCUAUACUCAAAGAUGAAAUGUCGAAAGGAAACGACUCUGUGGCGAUUGAGUCUAUUGAAAACAGUCCUAUCAGUAAAAUGGAUUACGGAUCAUUCAAAAUGAGAGAAAAAUUCAGCAUUAACAAGCCUAGAAAAGUGGAUGCUAUGGUUUUUUUGUUUUCCCAUGUGGUAGUUUUUACAACUUGUGAUACGACUAAAUUAGAAACAUUUUAUUAUUACGAUAGUAUAAAAAUGAAUGACCUACGGAUAGCCACUUUUGAUGAUCUCACUAUCCACUUAACAGAUUUCACCAAAAGUAAGAAGAAACAAAAUUCAUCGAAAUAUACAUAUGUAUUAGAGACAAAAACAGAAAAAGUUUGGAAAACGUGGACGGAGGCAAUCGAAAAAAUGUUAUGGGAUCAAUUGGUUAAAGUAAAAGAGAACUCAAUAUCCCAAUAUACUCCUAGAAAACAGAAAAAUGUUGAAAAAGCUAGAACAAGAUCUGUAGGUGGAUCAGUGUUUUAUUGUAAUUGAGGUGACUCUGGGGAUAUAUGUUGUGCCAAAUUAACAUUAGUUAGGACUUCAUCAAGAGUAAAUAUUCGAAGAGAUGUAUCUAUUAUUUAUUUUAUUUUGUGAUAAUUAUAUAAUUUAUAUUUAUUUGGAAUACGUUAAUAUGUUAUGAUUAUUUUGCUUUCAUGAAAAUUGAAUUAUGUAUUUUAUCUAAUCUACUUUAUUCUAUGGCCUUUAUUGAUACAAUUGGAACAAUUAUUAUUUGUAUGAUUUCAAAUCGUCUUGAUUUUAGGUCUCUUCUGUUAUAAACUUAAUAAUUUUUGAAAAAUAGAUGAAAAUUCUGACGUUUCGACUACUUUCAGUCAUUAUCAAAUGUCCAUUUUGUGAAUAAAGUAGUCUUGUAUAAAUUCAUAAA